AUGGCAUCCGAUGCCGCGGGAUCUGGAAACUCGGAACCGGACUGGCAGCCAAUGGACAAGUACAUAACGCCAGAUGGGCUCGUGCGGUACGAUUUGUUCCUGGAGGAGGGCCCGGGAGCUCUGGAGCACAACGCCCGGGUCGCUGAGCAGUAUGCCGGGCUGGAUGGCUUCGAGAAGCGCACCAGCAGGGACCUGGCGUUCUACUGCAACGCGUACAACAUGCUGGCGAUGUGCCUGGCGUAUCAGAAGCUGAAGAAGACGGAGGGGAAGUGGAAAGGGCUCACAGGUUUCGUAGACAAGGGGAAGUUCUUCUACCUGCAUUCGGUCACCGUGGCAGGACAGAAGAUGAAUCUUCUCAACUUGGAGAACAAGAUAAUUCGUGCAUACAACGAACCCCGAGUGCAUUUUGCUAUCAACUGCUGCAGCUGGAGCUGCCCAAGACUGCCACAGGAGCUGUUCCAUGCUGACACCUUUUCAGAGCAGCUCGACAGCGCUACUAGCAGGUUCAUCAAUGUCCAGGGGGGCGCUGUUGUGAAUGGCAAGGCCGUGUCUAUGAGCAAGAUAUUCAAGUGGUACAAGGGUGACUUUGAUACACAUGGUGGUGGAAUCAUCAAUUUCAUCAACAAGUACAAGAAGGGAGACAAUGUGCCACAAGACGCCUCAAUAUCGUGGCAAGACUAUGAUUGGAGCAUCAACUGGACAAAGAACCCCAAAGCACAAGAGUCAGUGUAA
This is a messenger RNA of Ostreobium quekettii, 732 nucleotides long. Lineage: Eukaryota; Viridiplantae; Chlorophyta; Ulvophyceae; Bryopsidales; Ostreobiaceae. The record is from the annotation of a GenBank genome assembly.